Eurytemora carolleeae is the source of this 4893-nucleotide messenger RNA. RefSeq lists its product as uncharacterized. The transcript is spliced from 15 exons. Bases 47 to 4834 code for a protein of 1595 amino acids. The record is from RefSeq and is a predicted model, not a curated record. Gene Ontology annotation, molecular function: DNA-binding transcription factor activity, RNA polymerase II-specific; RNA polymerase II transcription regulatory region sequence-specific DNA binding. Gene Ontology annotation, cellular component: nucleus. Lineage: Eukaryota; Metazoa; Arthropoda; Copepoda; Calanoida; Temoridae. Gene Ontology annotation, biological process: regulation of transcription by RNA polymerase II.
UAUAUUAAGUUUGUUUCAUUUCUAAAAGAGAUAAUGCCGAAGUAAAAUGGAAGUUUUAAGAAUUUGUGAAGACAAUUCAGUGCUGUCUAUCGAUGUAAAGAUUAAACGUCAGUUCAAAGAAACCCCGGCAGAUGUCCUUAGUUGUCUGCUGUGUCGGGCCCCAGUAGAAGGCAGUGGAGGAGAGAAUGUGUGUGACCAGUAUUUGGAUCAUCUGGCGCAGGCGCACAAUUGUCUGGCGGGAAAAGAUUUGUUGUUUAACCUAGCCUUCUUCCUUAAACACAAAACUCUUCCUGAUAAACAACUGCGUGAAUUGGUCCAAAAAAACACAUCAGAGCUUGAUCCAGAAAAUAAAGAUGAUGGUUCAUGCACAAUCGAAGUAACAGAGAAGACUAUGUCCAGUAAAGAUGCUUCUAAAGAACCUGUUUCCCCUCAAGAUGAUUCAAAUAAAGAAAAUGAGCUGAAGAAAAAUCUUGUCGGUAUGAAAAAGGUUGGGAAAGGGACGGACUCAAGUGAUCAACAACUUAAAUCUUUAAACUCUACAACCCCUCGUAGAUCAAGAAAUAGGCAUCUAUAUGAUCCAUCUAGUGACUCCUCAAGAAAAUCUUCAGAAGAGGAUGACCGUAAACUAAGAAGAGCUUGUGUAUUUGUAAAGAAACUGAAACCUUCCAAACAAAUCUUUUUGUCAACCAGCGAGUCAUCAUCAAGAAAAUCUUCGGUUGAUUUGGAAACUCUGAACAUUCCUAGUUCAGUCUUGGCUGGAGGAGACACCGAUUCCCCUAUGAGGACUAAGCUAAGGACCAGGAAGAGCAGUCAAAGGGCAAUAGUUGAUAGCUCAGAGUCAAGUGAACCCUCAAUCACAAACUCGGAAAAUGAAAAGGAAUCUGAAGACGGUCAAAUUGAGGUUGAGAAUAGUUUUCCCAAAACAAGAACUAAUGGAGGAAAGUUGAACCAAACGAGACCAAAGAACACUGAAAAAAUCAUUGUUACAAACAUAACUUCCAGUAACACCAACAAACAGAUAAAAAAUGGAGCCCUGAAAUAUAGUAAUGACUUCAAAAAUAUGUCAAGAACAGUGUGUCUGAUUUGUAAAUUAGAGCUUAAUCAUGAUAUUUUGGAGUUUCAUCUGAAAACCACCCAUAACACCAGUCUGAAAGUGUAUGAAAAAAAUUACGGAACUGUCAAUAUCACUAAGAAGAUCUACCAUCAAUGUUACAUCUGUCAGAAUGUUUUGGUGUUUACAAAGAUUUUUCUGAGAGAACAUUUAAAAUCUCACAACACAGAUAUCAGAACGUAUGAGGAGGAACUGCUUAAACGAUCUAAUGAUGAUAAAAAUGUUGAUCAUGAUGAACAUGAUAGAACCUUACCUGCUGAAUCCCCAUCAAUCAAUCAAAGCUUUUCAAGCAAUGUUGUAUCCUCGUCAGUUCGAAUACUGGCCAAGAGCCUUGCAUCCCAAAAAAACAAGUUGCUUGAGAGUCCUGGAAUAUCAAAGAAACGGAAGAUUGAUAAUGAAGAAGUUGAAAAUAAAAGAAGGAAAACUAUGGAUUAUAUGAAUUCAAAUGAAAUGAAAGAGAAGUGUAGAGUAAUGCGUUACUCUGAUGUAGUCAAUGAUUUCUCAACAUACCAAUGUCAAAUAUGUACAUUUUCUGGCCAAUACCGUCGUUUUCUCAAACAUAUUGCUAAUAAGCACAAGUUAUCUGUAUCAGAGUAUAGAAGAAAGUAUGGCGAACUCAUAUUUGAUGAGUUAGUAAAUCAUUCUUGCUUAGUGUGUCAUAAAAGCCUUGUUUACACCUGGGAUUCCGUUUUCACACAUCUUAAAUCUCAUAACAUGACUCUAUCGCAUUAUAAUAGCUCAUACUUAAAAAGAGCAGAUUCAGAGGGAACUAGAGCUAGUAACAAUGAUUCAUCUGGAAUGUCGAGCAAAGAUUCUAGAAAAUCUUUCUCUAGUGAGGAUUUGAUCAUUGAAAAUUCAAACCAGCAUGAUCAAUCUUGUGUAAGAUCUGAAUCUGAAGAGGAUUCAAAUGAUCUAAAAUGUGAUAAGUUUAAAUAUUCAGAUACUCUUGGUAACUAUUCAAUAUACAAGUGCCCAAUCUGUAAACUGUCCUUUGAAUAUAGGAAGUUCCUACAACAUUUGGUGAAGGACCAUGAAAUGAAAUUCUCUGUAUGCAAGAAAAAAUAUUCUGAUGAUAUGUUUGCUGACAAAGUGAUGCACAAAUGCAAAAUUUGUGGAAAGGACUUCGUUUUUGCAGAAGACUUACUUCUGUGUCAUUUAAGAAAACACGGACUUACAAUAAAACAAUAUUCUGACCAAUACCUGACAGAUGAACUAAAGGAAGUCCAAGAAGUUAAGGUUGACACAGAAAGUGAUGAAGCCAAAGAUGAAACCAUUCUUGGUAAUAAUUGUGAUAAUGGACUAACUGUUGAAAAUUAUCUUGAAAUAAACAAAGCCGCUGUUGAAUCGGAACCGACUAAAAUCAACCAACUUGAUAAUUCUUCUAGACCAGUAGGUAAAUCCAUAGUUCCUUAUACUGAACAGAAAAAGUGUUCCAAAAUAAGGUAUUCCGACAAACCUUACGACUACUGCACCUAUAAGUGUCCUUUUUGUGAAAUUUGUAAUCUAAAUAAAUCUUCUUUUUCUAGUCACCUGACAAGCAAGCAUAAAAAAAAAUAUUCACAAUUGAUGUUUGGAGAUUGUAUGUUUGAAUCAGUUCGACAUAUUUGCAAAGUAUGCAAGGAGGAUAUUUCUUACGAGUACAGGGAUUUGAGCCAACAUUUGCUUGACAGUCAUAAAAUGCAUAUUUUUAUUUAUUUAAAGACAUUUUUGACUAAAACAGAUGAUGAACAUGUGUCUACUGUUAUUCCUGAAAUACAUUUACAAAAUGCAGAGAAUCAACAUGAAACUACUGACAUAUCCAAGUUGAAAAAAACGGAAGAAGACAAUGAAUAUACUGACAACCCUAAGAAACGGUUGACAAAAACAGAAAAAGAAGGUGCAUCUACCGACGACCCCAAGAAGCACUUGACUAAAACUAAACAAGAACAUACACCUACUGUUGUCCCCAAGAAACUGUUCACAGAUGUUCCUCGUGACUACUCCACAUACAGGUGUAACAAGUGUAAGUUUGUUGGCAAACUCCAUCUCUUAGAAAAGCAUGUCAGGAAUAAGCAUCGCUUGUAUAUAUUUAGACAUAAAAAAAAAUAUGGCAAGCUCAUGUUCAAAACUAGGAAGUACCACGCUUGCAAAGUCUGCAAAGAAGUCUUCAUCUUUGAUUAUUCCAAAAUUGCUAAACAUUUGAAGAAGCAUGACCUGAAUAUACCUAACUAUAAUAAACGGUAUCUUUAUCCGCUUCAAUCUGAAAAUACUGAUACUAAUUCCACAAACACAAGCUCUGAAACAUACCGAAGAAGGCUUAAUUCAACAACUUCCAAUUCCUCGAAGAAGUCUGGCAAACACAGACAUAGUAAAGGGAAGGAUACUCUUGAUUGUGAAACACCUGAAGAUCUCCCCAAGAGAAAAAGACGAUCCCAAAGAUCUUCAAGUGAAGAUUCGAUUAACUCUUUGCUCGUUGAAGAGACGUCUGAUACACCUGAAGAUCUGCCCGAGAGAGAAAAACGAUCCCAAAGAUCUUCAAGUGGAGAUACGGAUAACACCUUGCUGGAUGACCAGACUACAGAAGUUGUAGAUGGUCCGAACUGGUAUGACGGAAACACCUACUCCUGCACCAAAUGUAGCUUUGAAAUCUUCAGUAAAGAGAUCAUCACAAAACAUAUUGAUGAGAAACAUCCUACAAAGUAUAAGACGGGAAAGGAGGCCUAUAAAGAAACCAUGAAUGAGUAUAACUGCAAGUUCUGCAGUAUGUCUGUUCUUCACGAGAAGACGGCUCUAGAGGAUCAUCUUGACGGCCAUUUUUUUAAUCUUGAGAGUUAUGCACGACUGUACGUGACUCCGUUAAGAUUAAAUGCGAGUUCAGAGGAGGAAAAUCUGUCCAGGACGGAUGAACAGUUCCAUGGGUUUGAUGACACGGAGCUGAGAUCAACCCGUCGGAUGAAUCGUAGUAAGUCGCAGGUUUUGCAGAAAACUGUACUCGGCUCCAACGAUCGUAGUAAAACGCCAAUUUUGCAGAAAUCUGUACUGGGCUCCAAUGAUCGCAGAAAGACCCAGGUUUGUCAAAGAUCUGUACUGGGCUCCAAUGAUCGUAGUAAAACACCAAUUUUGCAGAAAUCUGUACCGAGACGCUCCAUCACAUCUCAGGAAUCUUCAAAUAAAGAAAUGGAAGUUGAAAAUCCCAGUUCAAAGAAGAAUAGAAAAACUACAAAAAAUCAUGUCAAGCAAGCAAGAAGGACAAGAAGGAAAGAGGAUAUUAGUUACGAAACCAAUUCGGAAGAUUCAGAAUCGUCCGGAAAUGAAAGAUUAGAUAAAACCUCUCGUCCUAUUCGUCAAAUAUCUCAGAAAUCAUAUUUGGAAGAUAAUAUAAAAGAAGAAGAAGAUAAAGUUAAAGAAGUAAACGCGGAGAAGAAGAAAUAUAUUGAAGAGAAAGAAGAGAAGGAAGAAGGAUUAGAAAUUAAACCAUACGUCCAACCUAUUAAAACUGAAAUCAAGGUUGAGGAUAUAUCCUGUAUUGUAAAUCCUGUAAAAGAGAGUCGGGAUGAUUUUACCUACAUCUGUCCCAAGUGCCCUUUUCAAGUUCCCUUAAAGGGGUUGAGAGAUGGGACUGGUUCCAAUCAUAUGUGGGAGGCUCACAGUCUUAACUUCAUCAAGUUUAAAAAUCUAGGACUCAGAUGGAAAAGAGUGACAUUGGAGGCUGCUAUGCUAGAUCUACACAAUCCUAAUAAAUGAUUCAUUUUUUUCUAUUUUAUUAGUUUGUGCUUAAUUUUAUUGAAACAUUUUUAAAGUUU